GAGGAUGCCACGUAUGGUGAGAAAGUUUUGAGUAUCGUAAACUCCGUCCGACCGAAAGAAACUACAAAUAGCCCCCCCAGACGUCGCUUCACCUCGCGCCUCAGGCGGCGAUGGCUCGAAAGAGGCCGUCCGAGGCGGCGCCGGCUCCGCCGAACCUGGACUUCCGGGCGCCGGGGGAUGACGCCUGGUACGAGGUGCGGCUCGCGGUGGAGGAGGACGUGGAGGGGGAGGCGGCCCUCCACGUGAUGUACUGCAACUUCUCCGGGGCGUUCGACGAGCUGUACCCCGCCGAUCGGUUCGCGAGCCUGAGGGAGUUGGAGGAGUUCGCGGGGAGGUUCCGGCCCACGUCGGUCCAGCUCCAGGACGAGGAGUGCCGGAUGGUGGUCGAGGGCACGGAGUUCUGCGCCUCCCACACCUUCGGCGACCGCGAUGUCCGGUUCUACGACGCCGUCGUCGAGUCCGUCAGGCGUUCAAAGCACAGAUCAGUUAAUGGUGAAGCCAUCUGCAACUGCACAUUUGAAGUCCUCUGGAAGCAUGGCCCUUUAGCUGGAGAAAGUACACCAAUUAAUGUGCAAGAUAUAUGCAUUAUGGAGCAGAAAUGGCCACAGAACCCAACACUGGACCAUUUCCUGGAUAUUGCAAGAAAUAGGUUCGAUGGAAAUGACAAGACUUCAAAGCAGGCGAUCGAUCCGGAAAGAUCUCCACUUAAGCCGAUGUUUGGAGAGAAAAACUAUUAUGCUUUCUGGAUUGAUAAUCUUGAGAAAGAUCUAUCACCGAUGACUAUGAAUGAUUUCAUAUAUGAACAGACAUCCUUGUCCUCUCAAGUAGAGCUAUCUUAUAGUGUUUUACCAGUGAUGUCUUGUAGUGGAAUGGUCCUCUUAAGGACUGAGAAAGAUGCCAAGAAAUUACUCGACUUUCUACUUGAUCCUGCUCACAUUGUGGUCUCCUCCAGGGGAAGACCCUGGUUUGUCAGAGAUGAUUGGUGUCGAAAAUUUGAAGGCGCAAUGCCGAGAUAUGAGGUCAAAAGGUCAAACAGAGUUCAACAAGCCUCGAGCAAAUUGAAGUUGGCGUACAGGGGAACCAAAGAAUACGAAAGAGCCAAGGAAUUGCAAGGCCUACGUUGCGAGUUUCACAACCAUUUAGAGUGCAUAUACCGAAGACUGGAAUCAGAGGAGAGAAUACUUCUAACCGGGAGAGAAUGAGAUUUAAGUUACCAAUAGCUUCUUGAUGGUUUCACCAAGCGUUUUGCAAUGUUUUGAUGAUUGGAUUGUGAAGAUACCGAUGAUGGCCUGUGAAUCUCUAAUAUUAUAUUUGAUUGUAUUAUUGCAAAAUCGUGCUAACAUACUUGGUUUGUUUUCUCA
Molecule: messenger RNA, 1361 nt
Organism: Musa acuminata subsp. malaccensis (wild Malaysian banana)
Lineage: Eukaryota; Viridiplantae; Streptophyta; Magnoliopsida; Zingiberales; Musaceae
Molecular function (GO): chromatin binding
Source: RefSeq, a predicted model, not a curated record